This is a messenger RNA of Cyprinus carpio (common carp), 1841 nucleotides long. Its product is annotated as potassium channel subfamily K member 6-like. Gene Ontology annotation, molecular function: potassium ion leak channel activity. The record is from RefSeq and is a predicted model, not a curated record. NCBI's taxonomy places the organism in Eukaryota, Metazoa, Chordata, Actinopteri, Cypriniformes, Cyprinidae. Gene Ontology annotation, cellular component: membrane. Gene Ontology annotation, biological process: stabilization of membrane potential; potassium ion transmembrane transport.
GUGGGCAGCUUCUGUCAGAGGCUGGAGGAUUGUGAAAGGGUGGAGUUCAAUCAGUCCAACACAUCAGUGAAGCGAAUUAAGAAUCGCUGUCAGCUCGUUCCUCACAUAUCCCAUCAUGCCCACGGCGUUCAGGUCCUGUUAUGUGCUCGGCGGCGUCAUAUUGGCGUACUUCGUUUAUUUGCUGUUGGGAGCGCUGGCUUUCUCUGCAUUUGAGCAGCCCGCCGAGGCAGCACUGAAGUCAGACCUGAGCUCCCUGAAAGCGGAGUUCCUCAACCUGAGCUGCAUCAACGCCACGGCUUUGGAAUUUUUCUUGGAGAAGGUUUUAAGAGCGAAUAAAUACGGCGUGUCGGUCCUUGAAAACGCCCGUACAAACUGGGAUUGGGCGUCUUCGCUGUUCUUCGCGAACACGAUAGUCACGACAGUGGGAUACGGCUACACUACGCCGCUCUCUGAUGAGGGUAAAGCUUUCUCCAUCGUGUAUGCUGUGAUCGGAGUGCCCUUCACCAUGCUAGUGCUCACAGCCUGUGUCCAGCGCCUCAUGCACCCUCUGACCUACGGGCCGAUCUCCAUGUGCCAGCGGAGGGCAGGCCUGCAGCCACGCACCGCCAGCGUGGUGCACUUCAUCGUACUUCUGUUUCUGGUGGUGCUCGGCUUCUUUGUGUUGCCUGCACUGGCGUUCAGCGCCAUAGAAGAAACCUGGUCUUUCUUAGAUGCCUUCUACUUUUGUUUCCUCUCCCUCUGCACUAUAGGACUGGGGGACUUUGUCCCGGCAGAAAAGCCAGGACAGAGACUAAGAGCUUUGUACAAGAUCUCAGUCAUGGUCUACCUGUUUGUGGGUUUGAUGGCCAUGUUCCUGGUCCUUCGUGCUUUCCACAAGCUUGCAGAUGUGCACGGCUGGACUGCUUUCCUCCAGCUGCCGAGCUGCGAGGAGGAGGAUGAGGAUAAAGGGCCAAUAAUAGAGCGAGAGCCUGAUGAUUUAUCGCCCGAGGCUGAGAAGGCCUCAAUUAAGCCUCUGGAUCCCAGUUCUCAAGUGUCCUACAACUCCAUCAAUAGAUAAAACAGCAGUCUGCUCCACAUUCUGAUGAGGGCACUUACUUUCACAGUGUCCUGCACUUGUAAAUUGUCUGGACAUGUAACACCAACACGUCAAGACAAUCAAGUAUGAAGAUACAGCAAUACAGUACACCUCACUCGCUUCUGAUGCUUUAUAGAAGCAAAGCAUCUGGGAAGAACAUUUUCAUGAACCAAUGCCGUUUGUUUUCUGUUGAGUUGCCAGAUCUGAUCUUUAAGACUAUAGGAAUAUUGACAUCGCUCUAGGAAAUUGAAAACUUGCUCAUUGUGUCCCAAGUGUGAAUCUUCUUUAGUGUUAUUUUGUGUAGGAUUCAUAACUGAUGACUUUUUUUGUUGCAUGGCCUAAGACCACUCUGGACCACAGAAACAGGAAGAGAAUGCUGCUGCUUGCCACUCAUCCAGUACUGUUCUCUGUGUGUGUGUGUGUGUGUGUGUGUGUGUGUGUGUGUGUGUGUGCGUGUGUGAAAUGAAUUGAAUCACUGUUUUCAGAGCUAAUUAAUGGUGGUUCUUUAUGUCCAGGCAUGUGGAGGACUUCAGAUGCACUUUAUAAUUGGCUUUUUAUUUAGGUUUGUGCAGCCAAUGGUCGUGCUGAACACAAUCUUUUUGUCUUUAUCAUAGUACUGUAUGUUCAUUGAAUAUUCUUUGUAUUAUUGCAAUUGUAUUUUCAAUGUUGGAUUGUAGGGAAGAAAAAGGUGCCUGAUAUUCACUGUCAGAAGAACAAAUGGUGUUUUAAGAAAUGCAUGCACAGAAAAAUAAAAUAAAUUUUGGUA